UAGCUCGCUGCUGUAAUUUCGUCUCUCCCUCCCAAUUCAAAGAGGAGAAAUGUCAUCACGCCCACCCCUUCUGCAACUCUUGUGCCUCCCCACCACCCUCUCUCUCUCUCUGAGAAUCAAAGAAGGGGAAGAAGUAGAAAAAGAGAAAAAAAAACAACAAUCCAUCCAUCCUUAAAUCCUGACCCUUGAAUCAGGAUGGCCACACCCACAUCCUCACCACCUCCUCCACUCAAUCCACAACCUGAAAAUCUUCAAACCCUAAUCAAGAAAAUAACCUCAGUAUUCACAUCCUCCCCAAACCCUUCAGAAACCCAAUCCCUCCUCCCAUUCAUCCCACUCCUCUCUCCUUCUCUCAUUCCAUCUAUCAUCUCUUCCCUCCCCAAACCCCGCCACUCCCUCUCUUUCUACCACUUCUGCCAAUCCCACCUUCCCACCUUCUCCAAUCCCACCAUCGCCCUCCCAUCCGUCCUCUCCCUCCUCUCCUCCCUCCUCUCCUCCUCCAAUUUCCCUGCUGCCCGCUCCAUCCUUGGCUCUUUCAUCGCUUCUGAUCACCCCCACCACCUCCUUCACCGCCACCUCCUCCACUGCCUUCCACUCCCCUCCCGUGCCCUCCUUGACACCUCCAUUGGUGCCUAUGUUCACUCCCACCGCCCCCACCUCGCUGUCCAGAUCUUCAAGCGCAUGAAGCGUGUCCGCCGCAAGCCCUCCCUCCUCACCUGCAACACUCUCCUCAAUUCCAUGGUAAGGUCUUCUUCCCCAUCUUCCCUUCCUCUUUCCUGCGAGAUUUUCAAUGACAUGCUUGCGCUCGGCGUGAAGCCCAACACAAACACCUGCAACAUUUUGAUUUUUGGUUAUUGCUCAAAAUCGAAGCUUAAGGAUGCGAUGAGGGUUUUACACGAAAUGGAGGAGAAAUUCGAUUGUGCUCCGGAUAAUGUCACAUAUAAUACAAUUCUAGAUGGGUUUUGUAAGCGGGGCCUUUUGAAUGAAGCGAGGGAUUUGCUUGCUGACAUGAAGUCUAGAGGGCUGUCGCCAAAUCGGAACACGUAUAAUACGUUGGUUUCCGCAUAUCGCCGUUUGGGUUGGAUGAAGGAGGCAGUGAAUACGAUCGAGUUGAUGACACGGAGUGAUUUCUUGCCAGAUGUCUGGACUUACAACAUGCUGAUUGAUGGGUUGUGCAAGGAAGGGAGGAUCGAUGAGGCAUUCCGGCUUCGGGAUGAGAUGAAGAGGUUGAAACUGUCGCCGGAUAUCGUGACAUAUAAUACGUUGAUUGAUGGGUGCUUCAAGUGGCGGAGUAACUCGGAGGCAUUUGAGCUUUUGAGUGAGAUGGAGGAGAACGGUGUGAGGGCAAAUGUGGUCACGCAUAAUAUAAUGGUUAAUGGGCUGUGUAGCGAAGGGAAGAUGGUGGAGGCGAGCAAGGCGGUGAGGAAGAUGGAAGAGAGCGGAUUCUCACCUGAUUGCAUUACGUACAAUACAUUGAUCAAUACGUAUUGUAAAGGUGGGGACAUGGGUGAAGCAUUUAAAUUAAUGGAUGAGAUGCUUGGGAAAGGUUUAAAGAUGGAUACGGUGACACUCAAUACCAUCCUUCAUUAUGUAUGUAAGGAGAAUAGGCUCGAUGAGGCACAUAGGUUGUUGCAUAGUGCCCCAAGGAGAGGAUACACGCUCGAUCAGGUCAGCUACGGGACACUGAUCGUGGGUUACUUCAAUAAUGAGAAUGUAGAUGGGGCGUUGAAGCUUUGGGAUGAGAUGAAGAAGAAAGAUAUAUUUCCUAGUAUUAUUACGUACAAUUCAGUUAUUUCAGGGCUCUGUAAGGCAGGGAAGACCAAUGAAGCGAUUAGCAAGUUGAACGAGCUUUUGGAAAGUGGCUUGGUGCCAGAUGAGACGACAUACAAUACACUUAUUCAUGGGUAUUGCAUGGAAGGGGAUUUGGAGCAAGCUUUCCAAUUUCACAAUAAGAUGGUUGAGAAUUCUUUCAAGCCGGAUGCCAUCACAUGCAACAUUCUUAUUCAUGGACUCUGCAAGGAGAAGAUGUUGGACAAGGCUCUCAAACUCUUUGACAAGUGGGUCUCGAAGGGGAAAACCAUUGAUGUGAUUACAUAUAACACAUUGAUAGCGGGCCUGUGUAAUGGAGGGAAGAUUGAUACUGCAUUGGAGCUUUUCACUGAGAUGGAGGAGAAGAAAUUGGCACCCGAUAACUAUACUUACAAUGCAGUUCUAUGUGGGCUUUCGGAGGCAGGCAGGACAGAUGAAGCAGAGAAGUUUUUAUUGAAGAUGAUUGCUGCUGGAAAGUUGGAUGAUAAAUUCACUUUUGCUGCAUUUGAGAAAGUCCACUCUAAAGGAAGAGAAUUGGAGAAGAAUCAUGAGUUGCAUGAUGAAACUCCACAGGGAGAUUCUGAUUCUAGUUCUGCUACUUAUUCGAAGCGCAUUGAUGAGCUAUGUAGCGAGGGGAAGUUCAAGGAAGCCAUAUGCAUUUUGAAUGAGAUGAUGCAGAAGGGAAUUUCUAUAAAUGGCUCCACCUAUAUUAUUUUAAUGGAGGGGCUUAUCAAGAGGCGUAAAAGAACUUCAAAGGGAGCAGGAUAGGAUUUAUCCAAUGAUUCCUUGUUCUUGUAUGGUGCUGAAUUUUUAGUAAGGGACGUGAAUACCCCUGCUUGCAAAAUUCAGCAGGUGGACCUGGCAAGAAGUUCAGCCACUACUUGUCAUAGUAGUUGUAGAAGAGCAAGCAAGCUUGAGAUAAUUUAACUGUUGAUGCUGGGAAGCAGAAGAUUCUUGGAAUGGCUUUUAUUGGACAAAGGAUGGCGUGUUCAUCCACACCAACUGUUGGAUCUUCCCGCAUCCACCUCUGUGAGCCAUAUGUGCACCUUUGCUUAAGCAAGAAUGUCAAUGGCAGUUCUCAUGUAAGGAAUGUUGGGGACAUCAAAAUGGCCCUCCAAUCCAAUCGCUGUUGGCCCUUGAUUCCCAGGGUUGUUCUGAGAUCAUCUUCAAGGGCGAUUGCUAGAGCACUAAUGGGUUUCUAAGUCUAUGCUGAUUCCAUGGAAGCGGCAGUUCAGUUCACCGUGAUCCUUUUCAUCGGUGUUCAUUCAUAGGGUUUCAUGUAUUUUUAUGCGAUGCUUUUAUUUCUUGGAGAUAGAAAAGCAAGACAUGGGGCGUUCUAGUGCUGAGGCCAGCUAUUAAAGUCCAGUAGCCCAUUUUCUGAGAUACAACCACCAGACCAACGGUUUGGAUCAUCCUAAACUAUCUCAUUUGGCCCUUACCAUGUAAGAUGCAAGGGCCACUACUAGUAUUGCCAGCCGGAAAUGAAAGAGAGUAACUACAUCAGAACUGAAGAAGAAAGCUUGCCUCAAUUGUUGCUGAAUAAUCGUAGUGUAGAGCCUCAACGACAAUCCCUGCAACAAACCCCCAUCAUCAAAAACAGCAAAUAUGUUGACUCUCUAUGUUACAAAGAUCAGCGAAAUGCAGGCCGUUGAUCUGGCAUGCAUGUACUUCAAUUUAACUUGUGGGCCCCACUUUAAAUGGGCUAUGGUCCAAAAAUCUUGCUGAACGGAUUGGAUCAACUGCCCAGUUGGCCAUCUUAGAACAAGUGGCUAUGCACAAUAGACUGUUGAAGUGAAAAAUGUAACCAUUCAGCAGCACCUAUCUGUUAGAGUCUCCCUCAAAGCAGGCAGGGCUGAAAUUCUUACCCAUUUUGGAAGGGGAUUGAGUGGUGAUCCUAUGUGGUUUAUUUAUAUUUAUAUUAUUAUUUUUAUA
Magnolia sinica is the source of this 3741-nucleotide messenger RNA. Its product is annotated as pentatricopeptide repeat-containing protein At2g16880. NCBI's taxonomy places the organism in Eukaryota, Viridiplantae, Streptophyta, Magnoliopsida, Magnoliales, Magnoliaceae. The transcript has 6 exons. The record is from RefSeq and is a predicted model, not a curated record. Bases 196 to 2577 code for a protein of 793 amino acids. Gene Ontology annotation, molecular function: protein binding.